AUGUUGAAACAUCUGAUCUGGUUAUCGAACGUGAUGUUCCCAAGUGGGGACAUAGACAAGGCUAUCUUAGACCUCGCGAUCGUGGCCUUCUGGGGGAUGGCGAGGAUAGGCGAGUUGACAUACGAGAAACCAUUCGGCGACCUGAAUAAGCAAGACUCGGUUUUAACGUCGGACGUACGCUUGAUAAAAUCGGCUAUCGGUGAAAAGGUGAUCCUUACGAUAAGGAAUGCGAAGAAAGCACAGCCGGGGAAACCUCAACAAAUCAUUUUACAUAGCUUGAAGAACAUGCUAUGUCCGGUCUUAGCAAUCAAGAGGCGGAUGAAGGCGGCAGAUGGGAACGACACAUCUUUAUUCGGUUUUUACCGCGAUAGGGACAGGAAGCAUAUCACGCGAUCGAUAGCAGUAAACCGAAUUCAACUAGUCCUCAGAACCGGAGGCUUUGAAGGAUUACUAGGUCAUUCUUUCCGAGUUGGAGGCGCUUCCCUGCGUUACGCGUUAGGAACACCUGUUGAAGAAAUAUGUCUCCUGGGGAGAUGGAUCUCGAACUGUUAUAGGCUUUACAUUAGAGAGUACAGCGCUGAAGACACGACAGAAAGUAAAAGAAUCAUAGACGAGUUGAACGAGUUGUGGAAGGAAGAUUAG
Molecule: messenger RNA, 642 nt
Organism: Puccinia graminis f. sp. tritici CRL 75-36-700-3
Lineage: Eukaryota; Fungi; Basidiomycota; Pucciniomycetes; Pucciniales; Pucciniaceae
Exons: 1
Coding region: 1-642 (213 amino acids)
Biological process (GO): DNA integration; DNA recombination
Molecular function (GO): DNA binding
Source: RefSeq, a predicted model, not a curated record